UUAAGCACAGACCACAUGACCAUCGCGUCCCGAAUGCUUUUAGUCAACAGCAGUUUGCUACUCAACUACACUGAGAGUGAAGGAAUUACCCCUGUGCUCUUUGUGCGGAAUUAAGUCUCUUUGGUGGAUUUGUACAGACUAUAGCGGACGCCAUGCCAGAGCCAACAGAUCUUAACGGGCCCGAUCUAGCAAAGACACUGGGAGGUGGCGCUCCAGGGAAAGAUGGAAAAGAAGCCGUAACCAAUGGACAUACAGAGGGAGAGGUUAACCCAUUUGCAGAGUACAUGUGGAUGGAGAACGAGGAGGAAUAUAACCGCCAGGUAGAGGAAGAGCUAUUGGAACAAGAGUUUCUGGAGCGCUGCUUCCAGGAGAUGUUGGAUGAGGAGGAUCAGGAUUGGUUUAUUCCAGCAAGAGACCUUCCUCCAGGAAUGGGACAGAUUCAGCAGCAGUUUAACGGCCUGUCAGUCAGCGACAGCAACAGCAACACAGAGGAGAUUGUGCGCAAGAGCAGCUUAAACCCUGAAGCCAAGGAGUUCGUCCCAGGAGUGAAAUACUAGGGAUCAUCCUCACCCUCUGGAGUGGAGUCCUCUCACACGCACAUAGAGACUUUUUUUGGCUGGAAUUGCCCCAGCCAUGUACACGCUCUCAUAAAUAAGUACACACACAGCUGUGAGGGGCUGGAGGAGGAGGGUGAGGGUUUUUUGAGGGGGGGUGGAGGGAGGAGGGUUUAUCUAUAAGCUUUUUAUUUUUCCAUUUGUUACAUGUAAACCAAGGGAAGGGAGCAUAGACGCAGCCUCUAGGAGGAGCCAUGGCAACCUCACCUUGCACUCGAAAACAGAGCCGUUUUAUUUCUUUCUAUCGAUAAGCCAAGAAGACAGAUCACCCCAGCUCUCACGUAGAUGACCGUGCCUGACUAUAUAUAUUUACUUUCUCCUUGCCUGAUUUGUUUGUCUCUUUUGUUUUCUUUUUUGUUGUCUUUGAAAAAUAAGGGAGGUUUAUGUCUGGCUGGGAUAGUCAUGCCUCAUAACUGUGGGUUCGGAGGAACAGCUUGGGGUGUGACUGGAUGUUAAAUGGUUCACUUCAUCAUGGGCCAGUUUGAGUAGAAUGGCAAGAAAAAUCUGUGGAGGUUUUCACAUGAAAACAUUAUUUGAUUUUGAGUAGAAAUUCUUACAUGCAAGAAUGCAAUUAUUUGAAACAAAAAGAAGAAAAAAAUUAAAUAAAAUUUAAAAAUGUUGGUA
Tachysurus vachellii is the source of this 1238-nucleotide messenger RNA. Its product is annotated as polyadenylate-binding protein-interacting protein 2B-like. Gene Ontology annotation, cellular component: cytoplasm. Gene Ontology annotation, biological process: negative regulation of translational initiation. The record is from RefSeq and is a predicted model, not a curated record. Gene Ontology annotation, molecular function: mRNA regulatory element binding translation repressor activity. The coding region runs from base 153 to 557 and encodes 134 amino acids. The transcript is spliced from 4 exons. Lineage: Eukaryota; Metazoa; Chordata; Actinopteri; Siluriformes; Bagridae.